Trematosphaeria pertusa is the source of this 282-nucleotide messenger RNA. RefSeq lists its product as uncharacterized. NCBI's taxonomy places the organism in Eukaryota, Fungi, Ascomycota, Dothideomycetes, Pleosporales, Trematosphaeriaceae. The annotation marks the transcript as partial. The record is from RefSeq and is a predicted model, not a curated record. The transcript has a single exon.
AGCUGUACAACAGCCUCAUGCCCGUUCCGCGCAGCCCACGACAACGGUGUCCGUCCUUCCCAAUCCCCCUCGAUGGUGUUGGCGCCAUUUUUAAGGAGGAGCUGCACGACAGCCUCGUGCCCGUUCCGCGCGGCCCACGACAACGGUGUCCGUCCAGCGUCGUCCUUCGAGUCGGCUUCAAGCUUGUGGAAACCCAAAACCAGCUUAAGUAUCGCCUCAUGCCCUCCCGCUGCAGCCAAGUGCAAUACCGAUAAACCCUUCUCCGACUGCACAGUGACGUCG